This is a messenger RNA of Ictidomys tridecemlineatus (thirteen-lined ground squirrel), 1638 nucleotides long. It is a transcript of the gene Bcl3, whose product is annotated as BCL3 transcription coactivator. Gene Ontology annotation, molecular function: NF-kappaB binding. Lineage: Eukaryota; Metazoa; Chordata; Mammalia; Rodentia; Sciuridae. Gene Ontology annotation, cellular component: cytosol. Gene Ontology annotation, biological process: cellular response to tumor necrosis factor. The record is from RefSeq and is a predicted model, not a curated record.
CCGGCCCCGCGGUCCCCGCGGUCCCCCCGGACCCCCUGCGCGGCGGCUGCAGCGCGCCGGCCCUCCCUGGGCCCCCCCACGGCCUGCCCAGGCCAGAGGCGCUUUACUACCCGGGACCUCUACUGCCUUUGUACUCCACCCCACCUAUGAGCCCCUCUUUUCCUCUGCUGAACCUGCCUACACCCCUGUACCCCAUGAUGUGCUCCAUGGAACACCCCCUGUCAGCCGACAUUGCCAUGGCCACCCGUGCAGAUGAGGACGGAGACACGCCUCUGCAUAUUGCCGUGGUGCAGGCUAAUCUCCCGGCAGUGCAUCAGCUGGUCAGCCUUUUCCAGCAUGGGGGCCGAGAGCUGGACAUCUACAACAACCUGCGUCAGACACCCCUCCACCUGGCUGUGAUUACCACAUUACCGUCUGUGGUCCGGCUCCUGGUGACAGCUGGUGCCAGCCCCAUGGCGCUGGACCGUCAUGGCCAGACCGCAGCCCACCUGGCGUGUGAACACCGCAGCCCCACCUGCCUCCGGGCCCUGCUGGACAGCGCAGCCCCGGGCACUGUGGACCUAGAGGCCCGCAACUACGACGGGCUCACCGCCCUGCACGUGGCCGUGAACACCCAGUGCCACGAGGCCGUGCUGCUCUUGCUGGAGCGCGGCGCGGACAUCGACGCAGUGGACAUUAAGAGCGGCCGCUCGCCGCUCAUCCACGCCGUGGAGAACAACAGCCUGAGCAUGGUCCAGCUGCUGCUGCAGCACGGCGCCAACGUGAACGCGCAGAUGUACUCGGGCAGCUCGGCGCUGCACUCGGCGUCCGGCCGCGGGCUCCUGCCUCUGGUGCGCACUCUGGUCCGCAGCGGCGCAGACAGCGGCCUCAAGAACUGCCACAAUGACACGCCGCUCAUGGUGGCGCGCAGCCGCCGGGUCAUCGACAUCUUGAGGGGGAAGGCCAGCCGGGCUGCCUCCGCAUCGCAGCCUGAGCCCUCCCCUGACCGAAGUGCCACCACCUCCCCAGAGAGUGGCAGCCGCCUCAGCUCCAACGGCCUUCUGUCCGCGUCGCCAUGCUCCUCGCCUGCCCGUUCUCCUCCCAAGGACGCCCCCGGAUUCACCCUGGCUCCCCCCAAUUUCUUCCUUCCUCCCCUCUCUCCCCCAGCCUUAAUGCCCUUUCCGGGGGUCCUCCGAGGCCCUGGCCGGCCAGUGCCUCCCUCCCCAGCCCCAGGAGGCAGCUGAGAGGGAUGGGGGGGCAGGUGUCGGACUCUUAUGAGGAGGGGCCCCCCUGCCCUGGGGGGUCGACCCUUCUGGAAACUGUGAAGAUCUCACUCUGCUCCCCCCAAUCCUCGGGACCAGGAUUUGCACCAAGGCACAUGCACCUACCCUGGAGUCCCCUCUUCUGUUCAUAGAUAUUUCCCCAUGGGACACCCCCAGGAUUCUCACCCCAUUAUUCUCAGGCACUAGCCCCCUGUCCGAAUUCCACCCAAAUGUUCAUGUCCUUGCCCCUCCCGGAGGCUGGUGGAAUCGGGGACAGCAGCGCCACCCCACUUCCAUCCAGAUGCUAGGGGGAGGGAGAGGGCUCUCUGGUGGCACUGACAACAAUGUAAAUUAUUAGGUUUGGUUUCUUUUGUAAUAAACUAUUUUUGUAUCAUAA